Trifolium pratense (red clover) is the source of this 1586-nucleotide messenger RNA. Its product is annotated as DAR GTPase 3, chloroplastic. Gene Ontology annotation, cellular component: mitochondrion. The record is from RefSeq and is a predicted model, not a curated record. Gene Ontology annotation, molecular function: GTP binding; GTPase activity. Bases 109 to 1224 code for a protein of 371 amino acids. Lineage: Eukaryota; Viridiplantae; Streptophyta; Magnoliopsida; Fabales; Fabaceae. The transcript has 9 exons.
AAAAACAAAUUUGUAUUAUCCAAAAUCAAACCGAACGUGUGUGUGUGCGUGUUGUUUAGAACAUGAAGCAAUAAACAGAAAAUCAAGAGAAGAAGGAAUAACAAUAACAUGGUGACGAUGAGUGUUCAAUUUCAAGUAUCAUCAUCAUCAUCAUCAUCAUGCUUAUGGCUUCCAAACUCUCCAUCUCCACCAAAUUCUCCACUAUUUCUUCCCACUCGUACUACCAGAUUCUCAUCUUCACCUCUCGCUGCCACACCAACCUUCUCUUCUCAAUCUCCCACCAUUCAGAUAAUUGGCAACCAUACAUUUGAUGGUAGUAACCAAGGAGGAACUAAUCUUUGGACUGAUCUUGACACUGAUCUUUAUCACUGGACAAAGGUUUUACGCCCUGUGCAGUGGUUUCCUGGUCAUAUUGCAAAAGCAGAAAAGGAAUUGAAGGAACAGCUUAAGUUGAUGGAUGUUGUUAUAGAGGUGCGAGAUGGGCGAAUUCCAAUGUCUACAAGUCAUCCACAGAUGGAUCUAUGGCUUGGUAAUAGAAAGAGAAUUUUGGUUUUAAAUAGAGAAGACAUGAUAUCAACCGCAGAUCGAAAUGCUUGGGCAGAAUAUUUUACUAGGCGUGGAAUAAAGGUUGUCUUCUCCAAUGGACAACUUGGAAUGGGCGCAAUGAAACUAGGCCGGUUAGCAAAGGAGUUAGCAGCUGAUGUAAAUGUUAAACGGAGAGCCAAAGGACUACUUCCUCGUCCAGUUCGAGCUGGAAUUAUUGGAUACCCUAACGUUGGAAAAUCAUCUUUGAUCAACCGUUUGAUAAAGCGAAGAAUGUGCCCGGCAGCUCCAAGGCCAGGAGUUACAAGAGAUUUGAGGUGGGUUCGAUUUGGGAAAGAUCUUGAAUUGCUGGAUUCUCCUGGGAUACUUCCUAUGCGAAUCAGUGACCAGUCAGCGGCUAUAAAACUUGCAAUAUGUGAUGACAUUGGAGAGAGGUCCUAUGAUGUGGCUGAUGUUGCUGGAAUUCUUGUGCAGAUGCUUACAAAGUUUCCAACAGUAGGUCGAGACAUGCUUUGUAAACGAUACAAGAUUGACGAAGACAGUGAAUGUGGUAAAAUAUUCAUAGAGAAGCUGGCCGUUCACUUGUUCAAUGGAGAUGUUCAUCAAGCAGCAUACCGUGUCCUAUCAGAUUUUAGAAAAGGUAGGUUUGGUUGGACUGCAUUGGAGAGGCCUCCUAGGUGAUUUCAGAUGUUUGCUUUUAGAAGCAAGACUCAGUGAAGGCGAGAACUGAAAAUCAUGCCAGAGAUCUCCAGAAAUAGACCGCAAAACUCAAUCCUGCAUGCUGAUAUACUAUGAUUGUGAAUGGCAUCAUGAAAGGAAACGUCAAGAAUUUUCGAUGAAGAUUGAGACACACUAAACAGAGGGUAUGAAGCAAUAGACGCUUCUUGUUAUUACUAUGUAAUCAUUUUUUGGUCUGAUGUAAUGUAACAUAACACGCCGUGUCUGUAUACCAGUCUUGUAACAUAGGAUUUUGUAUGCAUCAUGUGCACCCUUAAUAGUUAUUAUAGUGUGAUGAUGAAAUAAACUAGCUUGAUGCGUCUCAA